AACUCUAAUCACAUGUAACGUACAUGUAAACAAACUUUCAUCUUCCUGCUUGGUUGUGCAAUCACAACAGAGGUUUCUUACCAUGCCAGGAUGUAAUCUGAAUUUGAUACACAGAUACGAGUUCUUGUAUCAGACAUGACUUCCGAGUUUGUAGCGGGGACCGAAGCCGGCGCCAACGAGGAGGGCGAGAUACUAUACGAUGCGGGGGAACUGAAGCAUGUGUGUUGUCCACAGGAGGACGGGUUCGCCCAGGAAUCGGUCAACAGGACCGACAUCCUAGACUUCGGGGACGAGGGAUUCCUGCUUCACGGUCUGUUGAGCAAUCAGGAGUGUCGGCAUUAUAUUGACAAGGGAGAGGAAGUGGGUUUUGAACCUCUCAUCGGCGUGAAGGAAGAAUACAGAAGUUGUCACCGAAUUUCCUUCAGGAGUCAGGAGCUAGCGAAGCUUCUGUGGGCAAGACUGGAGCCCUUCCUGUCCAAUACUGUCAUUGACGGUGACCCCAAACAGAAGCAUAUACAAGGCAUUGACUACCUCCUCCAGGGGACAUGGCAACCAUUGGGACUCAAUCCGGUGUUCCGACUAUGUCGUUACCUGCCAGCGGGACACUUCAGCCCCCACUUUGACGGUCACUUCUCCAGCAGCACGGACGAGCGGUCACUCCAGACUCUGAUGCUCUACCUCAAUGGAGACUUGAGUGGGGGAAGCACCAACUUUGUGGAUGAGAAACAAGUUCUGUACAAGGAUGAGACUGGCAAGUUCUGCGCAGAGGAGAAGAACGUCUUGUAUCGCAUCCGGCCUGAGCCGGGCAUGGCCAUCGUCUUCAACCAUCACCGCCUACAUGAGGGGGAGAAACUGGGGGAUGGCCGGAAGUAUAUUCUAAGGACUGACAUAAUGUUCCGCAAUGUGAGUCCCCGUACUUGUUCCGAGGCGGACCAGAAGGCCUUGUUGAUGGUACAAGAUGCUGAACGCAAAGAGGCUUGUGGGGAGUGCAUGGAGGCAGCAGACCUGUACAGGAAGGCCUUCAAACUGUCGCCCUCUUUAGCCAAGGCUUAUGGAAACUGACAGUCACUACCAACAACUUGUACACUGGCCCAGCUUGAUAGACAUGCAGCAGGCACCACAAACUUUGCUAAAUGUCUUCAGUAUUUACUGGGACAUCCUGCCUAUGAUCCUGUGGAGGUUCCAGCUCUGAUGAAAAUGUGGUUGGAGAGGUCAGUCAGUCAUCGUUGAGGCCAUCAGCUCCUGGUUUGCCAAGUUCAUAUCGAUUAUAAUCGACAUACCUGCAAUAUUUCUGGAUGCAGAAUAAAACAACAUUCACUCGUACAUUCCUAUGCUCAUAGGAUUUCCUGAUGUAAGGAGCUGUCUGUGAUGUGACUGUAUACUACUCAAAAGAAGUUAAAGAGCAUGACAUUAACUAUAGUCACAUGAAAAUAUUCUUUUGAGUGGUAUAUUUGAAAUAUUUUGUUAAUAAAACUAUU
Molecule: messenger RNA, 1478 nt
Organism: Haliotis rufescens (red abalone)
Lineage: Eukaryota; Metazoa; Mollusca; Gastropoda; Lepetellida; Haliotidae
Exons: 6
Coding region: 136-1062 (308 amino acids)
Biological process (GO): peptidyl-proline hydroxylation to 4-hydroxy-L-proline
Cellular component (GO): endoplasmic reticulum
Molecular function (GO): procollagen-proline 4-dioxygenase activity; L-ascorbic acid binding; iron ion binding
Source: RefSeq, a predicted model, not a curated record